This is a messenger RNA of Cotesia glomerata, 738 nucleotides long. RefSeq names its product HIG1 domain family member 1C-like. Lineage: Eukaryota; Metazoa; Arthropoda; Insecta; Hymenoptera; Braconidae. The coding region runs from base 187 to 495 and encodes 102 amino acids. The transcript has 3 exons. The record is from RefSeq and is a predicted model, not a curated record.
UACUUAUAUCUACUUGCGUCAACUCCAAAUUACUAGUCUCAUUCAACGCUCAGCUGAUUAUGGAGUCUCAGCGUUGUAACUCAAUUAUUUGAUAGCUUAUUAACAAAUGUGAUAGCGUCGAAAAAAUAGAACUCGAAUUAAAGACAAAAAGUUUGCUGAUUAAUUGAUAAUUAAUAAUUAUUAAAAAUGGACCGUCGCAGAGAAAUAAUUGUUGAUGAAACACCUAUGCAACAAAUGUGGAGAAGUUUUUCAGGCAAUCCCUUUCUUAUGGUUGGAGUCACUGGCUUCAUAGCAACAGCAAUAAUAGGAGGCUACAGAUUCGCAAAAAGACCCAAAGAUUCACCACCUUCAUUAUUUUUAAUCCAGCUCCGUGUAACAGCCCAGUCUGUGGUGGUCGGAAGUCUAGGAAUCGGAAUGCUCUACGGUAUGGUAGACCACUGGAUCUUGAACCCCAAACCCAAGAGGAAGGCUAUCGCUGAUGCUGAAAAUAAAUAAUUAAUUAAUUAGGAGAAAGAAAAACUCGAACAAUAAUUUUAUCAGAUAUUUUUUGACAUGUAGAAAAGAUCAUUACUUCAUGCUACCUCAUUUAGAUAUUUUUUCAUCCGCCAACCUAGACUCGUAUUAUUUGUAAAUAUCAUGUUAUAACUCACUGUAUUUAUUUAUUCAAUCAAUAUGUUGUAUUAAAAGACAGUUUAUUUGCUGGAAGAAAAAUAUGAAAAUAAAAUGAAUAUAAAGUUA